Messenger RNA from Aphis gossypii (cotton aphid), 2406 nucleotides. It is a transcript of the gene Tm1, whose product is annotated as tropomyosin Per a 7.0102. The coding region runs from base 233 to 1519 and encodes 428 amino acids. Gene Ontology annotation, cellular component: actin filament. NCBI's taxonomy places the organism in Eukaryota, Metazoa, Arthropoda, Insecta, Hemiptera, Aphididae. The record is from RefSeq and is a predicted model, not a curated record. Gene Ontology annotation, biological process: muscle contraction; actin filament organization. The transcript has 9 exons. Gene Ontology annotation, molecular function: actin filament binding.
GCCAGACGGUGGUACCGCCCGCCCGUCGUCUUGUGCGUCGUUUUACGUUUCUGUACACCAGCCAACAAAACGACACGGAACCGUAGCGGCGUCGUGCGCGUGCAUUUCCUGCGCGUUCACUGCUGCCGUUCGCUGUACACGACGCUCCGUCGGCCGUGUGAGAGCGCUGCUGCCGUUCCCGUUGACGCCGCCGCCGCCGCCGCCACGUUGUGGACGACCCACGACCACACGGAUGGACAUCCGCGGUGGACGUGACAGGCGGCCGGGCGACAGGCGUCCGCACAGGGGCCCUCGGGCUCCUAGGCGGCCGCAGCUGUCGCACGACCUACAGCAACGAGUCGUGGUCGGUGCCGAAACGGCGGCCGGUCCGUCGGCCACGGCCGUCAGCCCUUACAGACCGCCGCCGCCGCCCCGGUUGGUACCAUCACCUCGACUGCCAAUGUCGCAGCAGCCACCGCCGCCACGAUUGUUGCCGCCGCAGACCGUACUGUUGCCAACACCUCCUCCAAAAUCGCCAGUGACGGAACAGCCGCAGACGCCGACGACGGAACAGCCGCAGACGCCUACGACGGAACAGCCGCAGCAGAGGUUACCGGUGACGGCGGUACCACAGCCGCAGCAGGAAUGCCGAGUACGGGAAUCCGGAGACGGAGUGGAAGACUGUAGCGGAACGGUGGCCGGAGGAAGCGGCGCGGCCGACGAAACCGAACUGUUGGCCAAACUCCGGUGUCCCAGCGAGAGCGCCGAGGUGAUCGCAGAACGGGAGAAGCGACGGCAGCGACGACGGUGCCCCGACUAUCCCGGACUGGCGCUUUCCAGUUCCGUGUUCAGCACGGAAACGGGCAUGAAGUUCAGCAUCAUCAGGAACGAACUGCACAACGUGCUCAAGCCGCAACUGCGACGGGCUGAAAGUGAAGUUGCUGCACUUAACAGGCGUAUCCAAUUGCUGGAAGAGGACCUUGAAAGGUCUGAAGAGCGCUUGGCCACGGCCACUGCUAAGUUGGCCGAGGCAUCUCAAGCUGCUGAUGAAUCUGAACGUGCACGUAAGGUGUUGGAAAACCGCAGUUUGGCUGAUGAAGAACGUAUGGAUGCCUUGGAGAACCAGCUAAAGGAAGCCCGUUUCUUGGCUGAAGAAGCUGAUAAGAAAUAUGAUGAGGUUGGCCGUAAAUUAGUCAUGAUGGAACAAGAUUUGGAAAGAGCUGAAGAAAGAGCUGAACACAGCGAUGCAAAAAUCGUGGAGUUGGAAGAAGAAUUACGCGUUGUUGGUAACAACUUGAAAUCCCUCGAGGUUUCGGAAGAAAAGGCCACACAAAGGGAAGAAACAUUUGAGGAACAAGUGAAAGGUCUCGGAGCACAGCUCAAAGAGGCUGAGGCUCGUGCUGAGUUCGCCGAGAGAUCGGUGCAGAAAUUGCAGAAGGAAGUCGACAGGCUCGAAGAUGACUUAACUGGCGAAAAAGAAAAGAACAAACAUCUACAAGAGGAAAUGGAGGCAACCCUGCACGACAUUCAAAACAUAUGAGUUGGUCGCCGAAAAGGAGAGAUUCAGAGACAUUGGCGACAGCUUGGACCUUGCGUUUGUCGACUUGUAUGGCAUCUAAACACAAACAACACACACACACAUACACACACUCAGACCUCUUCCUUUCCCGACUCACGAUUUCACUCAAUUUCAUCCAUUUCCAUCGUCUGUGUCUCUGACCCUACUCCAUCUACCAAACACUACAUUCCCUUUAUAAACAAAACAACAAAAUAUAAUUUUAAUACAGUGCUACUAACACCGUGUCUACGCGUUAAAUUUUUCGACACAAAACUUGUAACUUUUAGUUUAUUUUAGUGAAUUACUUGUACCUAAAUUUUAUUUUUAUUUUUAUUAUUUAUUUAUUUAAUUUUUGUUUUGCAAUGUAUUGUAUUUUAUAGCUUACUGAUUUUACAAUAUUAUUUCGGCUUUGUUUUACGCUUGUAGAAAAAUUGUAUGAAACGCCGUAGGUGUGACCUUUGACUACCCCGAAGUCAAUAAUUACAAAUAAAAUUAUAACGAUUAUUUUUCUAUAAUAACUAUUUUCUCUGUCCGAGUGAAAUCGUAUAAUGUCUAUCAAUACUUUGUACCGGCUGUGGCGUCACGCGUCCCUAAAAUGUUUUUUUUUUGUUCUUCGAAAAACACGUCUGUUGAAUAUAAUUAAUUUUUAUCCAAACGUUAUUAUUAUUUAUAUAUACGCUUAGUUUUUAUUUAUAUAACAUUAAAAAAAAAAACCAUAACCUAACUUUUGUCUAACUGUAUAUGUCUAUUUAAAAAAAAAAAAAAUGUAUUUUGUGAUUUAUAUAGAGCUUGUAUUGUUUUCGUUAUUAGUCAAAUAACUAACGAUAAAAAUAUAAAUGAAAAAAAUAAAAUAAUUUCUCAUAUAUAAU